Diachasma alloeum is the source of this 4047-nucleotide messenger RNA. It is a transcript of the gene Pgant9, whose product is annotated as putative polypeptide N-acetylgalactosaminyltransferase 9. The record is from RefSeq and is a predicted model, not a curated record. The coding region runs from base 1232 to 3034 and encodes 600 amino acids. Gene Ontology annotation, cellular component: Golgi apparatus. The transcript is spliced from 14 exons. Lineage: Eukaryota; Metazoa; Arthropoda; Insecta; Hymenoptera; Braconidae.
GUGUGGCAACAUCGUUCCGUGUUGUUAGUUUUGUCGUGUUCCGCGGAGCAAUUCGUAGCAACUGACACGAUAUUUUGAUAAUAUUUCGCGAUUUUCGAGUGUUUGGGGACUGUGACAGUCACUUUAUCGAGUCGUAUUGUUCGUACGUGAUUUUUUUGUCAAGUUAAUCAGUGAAUUUGUUUGUUUAUGUUGUUUGUUUAUGUUCAGAGGCGGAAGGUGCGUGAUUCAGUGUGAAAAACGUGAGUUCUUAUAGGUUUGGAGGGCUUUUUUUCAAUCAGUUUUCCACGGACUGGCGAACGAGUCUUCUACGGCUGCAUCAACCGGCUUUCGAGUGCGGAGACUGUCAUCAACUGGUUUUUUGUGGUGUGUCAUAUCGCGCUGGGAAUCGAUGAUUCUGUCGGUGAUAGAUGACAAUUGCCUGGAUUCAUGCUGGUGGACCUCGUUCGCAGUCAACUUGAGGGACGAGGAUACAUUGGAGGCCGUUAUUGAGGGUCUGUUGGAGUCUGCCAGGGAGUGCUGAAUCGAAAACUCAGGGUGAAGCUCGUCUGCCGAUCGACCUGUGCCAACAAGAAGUAAAAAAGUCAUCCUUAAGAAGUAAAGCGCACCAACAAGGCUGAUUAUUCUCUCCCUCAUGGAUAUUCAGAGACUGGCACGUGCAUAACGGACUCCGCGGAUCUAGUGCAUCGGUGCAUUUUUAACCGUACCCCAGCUAUCAACUAUGCGGUGACACCGCGAGCUACAUAUCACAACGCGUCACUACCCGAAGUUACAACUCCAUAUCAUCCAAUCCAAUUAGAAAGUGUCAUCUGCUUGAUGUCGAGACAUCAGCAUCUGCGAUAGUUGCCGCAGCCAAUCAACUCACACAAGCCAUGAUCGUCAAGUCCACCCACUGAAAGAACUCGCAAAACUCCGAGACCCCGAUCAAUACGACCAACUGACUGAGGGACAAUUUACCAUCGCUCCUUCAACUCAUUCGUCCCUGGGACGAGGGUCGAGGUGUGCCAGUACCGCUUGGUCAAAAUGUUGCUGAGGUAACGGUAGCCGACCGUUCGGAAAAUUUUUCGCUGGCAUCGAUCCGCCAGGAGGUGGAGGAAACUAACAACCUGAACUGUACCACAAGCCGGAGGGGAGAAAGAAAGUUGAAGCCAUUUCAGGGAACGCAGUUCCGAAAAAAGCUCGGUGAUUUGGUCUUAACUCAAGAAGAAACUCGUUAGUCCGGGGGGGUAACAUCAUGGCAGCGUUUCCCCGUAGACGAUCGCUGUGGCUGAAAGUCGCUGUAUUGGGAGCUGCUGUCUGGCUGACCGUAUGUUUUCUUCUUUACACUGAGGAUCGUAAUGCUGCGGACGUGUUGGCGCCAUCAGGUGUUGCAGCACCACAAAUUGCCAACGAAUUUGUACCGCUACCAGUACCAGUGAAACGAGAAAGUCCCGGUAAUCCACCGAGUAAGUCGGAGGUGAAUCAGCAAGCGGGACCCGAACAAGGUGGUGGGGUAUUAGCUGCACCGAAGGAACAAGAUCCUGGGGCAAUGGGGAAACCUGUUUAUUUGCCGACUAAUAUGUCGGCUGAGGUGAAGAAACUGGUUGACUACGGAUGGAUGAAUAAUGCUUUCAAUCAGUACGUCAGUGAUCUUAUUUCCGUUCAUCGGACGCUACCGGAUCCUCGUGAUGCGUGGUGUAAAGAGCCCGGCAGAUACCUGGAUAACCUGCCGCCCACAGCCGUGAUAAUCUGCUUCCACAACGAGGCCUGGUCGGUGCUCCUGAGGACGGUUCACUCAGUCCUGGACCGGUCGCCCGAGCACCUCAUCCAGGAGAUCAUCCUGGUCGAUGAUUACUCCGACAUGCCUCAUUUGAAGCGUCAGUUACUGGACUACAUGAUGAACUACCCAAAAGUCCGGAUAAUAAGAGCAGCCAAACGAGAGGGUUUGAUUCGUGCUCGACUCCUGGGUGCAGCAGCUGCAAAAGCUCCAGUACUGACUUACUUGGACAGUCACUGUGAGUGCACCGAGGGCUGGCUAGAGCCACUGCUCGACAGAAUAGCCCGUGACUCCACCACAGUUGUUUGUCCCGUCAUCGAUGUCAUCGACGAUACCACUCUUGAGUACAACUUUCGGGACUCCGGUGGCGUCAACGUCGGUGGCUUCGAUUGGAAUCUCCAGUUUAACUGGCACGCAGUACCAGAACGUGAAAAAAAACGUCACAAAAACUCUGCUGAGCCGGUCUGGUCGCCGACAAUGGCGGGCGGUUUAUUCUCAAUUGAUCGAAAGUUCUUCGAGCGUCUUGGAACUUAUGACAGCGGUUUUGACAUUUGGGGCGGCGAGAAUCUUGAAUUGUCAUUCAAGACGUGGAUGUGCGGUGGUACUCUGGAGAUAGUUCCGUGCUCGCACGUGGGUCACAUCUUUAGAAAACGCUCACCCUACAAGUGGCGAACCGGCGUAAACGUGCUCAAGAGGAAUAGCAUAAGGCUGAGCGAGGUGUGGCUGGACGAGUACGCCAAGUACUACUACCAGCGAAUAGGUCACGACAAGGGAGAUUACGGAGAUGUGUCGGAACGGCAGGCGUUGAGGAAACAACUGGGAUGCAAAUCCUUCAAAUGGUACCUCGACAAUGUUUAUCCCGAGCUCUUCAUUCCCGGCGAGGCGGUGGCUUCUGGCGAGGUACGUAACCUCGGGGAGGGCGGAAACACCUGUCUGGAUUCGCCUGCUCGCAAGAAUGACUUGCAUAAACCGGCUGGCCUUUAUCCCUGCCAUCGACAGGGCGGCAAUCAGUACUGGAUGCUGAGCAAUACUGGGGAGAUACGGAGAGACGAGUCGUGCCUGGAUUAUAGUGGAACGGACGUUAUUCUUUAUCCGUGCCAUGGCAGCAAGGGGAAUCAGCAAUGGAAUUAUAAUCCGCAGACAAAACAAAUAAGACACGGCAGCAGUGACAAAUGCCUCUCCAUAACGGAAAGUAAACAACGUCUACUGAUGGAGGAAUGUUCAAACUCAUCGCAGCGUCAGAAAUGGUCGUUCGAGAACUACGAUCCCUCAAAAAUGUGAUAUCACCUGUCGCAGUGGCACCAAUCCACGUACAAUCGCCGCCCGUCCGACGCAAGGUCGAGAAUCACCUACCACCGAUACGCAGGCGCGAGGAUUCACGUGGAUUGAAUCACCCCCAAAGCAGUCAAACAAUUAAAAAAAAAUUUAUGACAAGUAUUUUCUCAGUGACGACGGAACAAUCGCAUUGUUCCACUUGAACGAACGAAAAUAACAUUUCACUGCUUGCCAGGAGAUGGAAAUUCUCCAGCACAGAAUCAAGUACUCCAUCAAUUCCAAGACUGUGGAUAUAAUCCCAAGAUCUACCCAUGAACCAAGACUCAAUGUCAAAUCCAUGAGAAACAUUCCAAUUUAUUCAUGGAUUGAAUAAAUUCUGACUCAUGACUUUUGUUUCUCGAGAGUUCAGAGUACUUCAUAUCUAUCCAAUGCUCAUCGGAGUAACGCACAUAUUGAAUACGAAUAAAUAUAUAAUGUAUAUAUUCCAACCGAUACAUUAUCGGUGCAACAGAGCCCUAUAUUAGAUAUUAAAUGAUAGUCUUCUCGAAUUGAUAGUCUGAAAGGUUUUACAGUUGACUAGUAAUUUGCAGGAGAGUUAUGUUGAAUUCAGAGUUACAUUGAAUUUUCAAUCAAAGCAUGGAUAAUCAGCAAGAAAUUACGUUUAAAUUUUAAAUAAAGAAAAAUUGAAGAGUGUACUCAUUCGAACUUUCUUGAUUUAUUUUAAUUUUCGUGGGAUAAUUGGGCUGUUUACAAGUUUAAAAUUUAUAGUUGCCAUUGUGUUUAUGGAAAAAUUCAAAUUUUGUCGGAUGAGUUGAAUUUCUCCUUCGAGUCUAUAAUUUUUCUUAUGACUUUGGACAGUUGUUCCUUUUUGAAGCAUGUUCAUCGUUAAAUUUUUAUUUAAUUUAUCCAAAUUCUCAAGAGAGUCACAUUGCAUUCAGUUUAGAGGAAGGAAAAUGAUUAAAUUUAAAAUUUUACUGAAAAUUUAAUAGAAUUCUAACCUUUUGAGCAGCAGAAAGACG